This is a messenger RNA of Diospyros lotus (date-plum), 1762 nucleotides long. RefSeq lists its product as uncharacterized. The record is from RefSeq and is a predicted model, not a curated record. The transcript is spliced from 10 exons. Gene Ontology annotation, biological process: ribonucleotide metabolic process; RNA catabolic process. Bases 434 to 1309 code for a protein of 291 amino acids. Gene Ontology annotation, cellular component: nucleoplasm; ribonuclease H2 complex. Lineage: Eukaryota; Viridiplantae; Streptophyta; Magnoliopsida; Ericales; Ebenaceae.
UCGUUCUCUCCCUCUUCUUCCCCAUCUUCGUUCUCUUAAUCGAGCACCAAGGAUCUUCACCCAUUUCUAGUUGUUGAUCGUGAGUUUUCUCGGUGAAAUGUUAAACCCUCUGCUCCCUAAAGCCCUAACCCCAUUCACUCCUUGCUUAUUGAAACCCUAACCUAAAGCCUUUUCUCCCUUUCGCCGACCAUUAAUAUAGUUUAUUCUAAAACAAAUUGAAAGUUCUGGGUUUUGAAGUUCAUGAACAAAAAAGUCUUUACGGAUUGUUUUUAUUUUUCUAUUAGUUUUGAAAUUCUUUUGAGACUUGCAAUGCAAUUCUUAGACAGGCAUUUUGUUUUUAUAGACGGGUACUGCAAGUGUCUGAUAACGGGGAAAACUGAAAUAUAUUUGGUUGCCCAACAAACUUUUGAAGUUGGUUUUAGCCUUUUGCGGAAUGAAUAUUGAAGCUAACAAUUUUCUUGAUUAUUGGUAUUUCCUUAAAGCUUCAAUGGCAUGGUGGGAAGGUUUUGAUGAAGCUCGUCUUCUCAUUGCGCCGGAACUGGAUGUAACCGGAAAUUGCAAGGGACAAUUGUUGUUACUUCGCCAUCCCAAAUCUGGAAAUAAAACAUCAUACCUUUUUAUCAAUGGAGCUCUUCAAGAAAUUCACUGGGUUAAGCAAUCAUAUGGAUCUUGGUUUGUGGGAGAAUAUGUUUGUGAAGAUGGGAGCCUAUAUACUGCAACUCCAAUUGAUCCGGUCUUCAUCCUGUUGCCCAUUUUUGAGGAAGCACGAAUGAAGAAGGGGGAUGAUCUGGGGAAGUUUCGUCAGCUAGAUGAGAUAAUUUUCAUUAAUGGCUAUCCUGGAUAUCAAUGUUUGUUUUCCAUUGCGGAGAAAUAUAUGCAAGUAGUUUGUGAUUUUAAAGAAGUUGGAUGUACGAAGUUUUUCAGACUUAAUGAUUCAAAAGUAUUGAGUUGGUUGAGCUAUAAGGUAGACCAACUAAAGCAGAUUCUACCUACCCUGGAUAAGAACUAUGCGGCACGAGAUGAGAAGGAUACAUUAGCUGAUGCAGUCUCAAUACUGAGGGAGUAUUUGAAGGAUGAACCUUGGUUGAAGCUCCUGUGCGGCAAUCUAAAGUUAGAUUUACAAGAAGUACCUAAAGAUCAAGACAUUAAGAUCCUUCCAAGCAGAGUAGAAAAUAAUCCGCUAUCUUUUGAUCCUAUACAGGAAAAUAGCUGUAAGAAAACAACCGGGAGUGGAAGGCAAACUAAAAAAGCAAGAGUGGAGUCUCAGAAUAUCCAAGAAAUGUUUUCUAGGGCCUCAAGAAGGAGAUGACUUCUGUAUCGCAUUAUCAAACAGCAACCCUUAAAUCUUAUUCGAGUUUUCUGUGAACUCGCUUCAAUUGCCUGUUUGAAGUUCUGCUGCUGCACCUCGCAAUACUCAUUGGUGGACCAAUAUUUUGGUACCGACAUCAGUCACCCUGUUCUAUACUGCUAUUCCAUGUAACGCUUAAACCCAAUUUCUGGGUGUAAAAGAACUUAACAAGUAAUACUGUAAAAUGAUGUAUGUAGCAUCAGCUGCAAUGCACUAACUAGUGGUUCUCUUCUAGCAAAUCAUUUAUUUAUGCCAUGUAACUUGAUAUACAACUAUUGCAAUUUUCUUCACAUUGAACUUAGUAUUCUCGUGUAAUUGCUGAACCAAAUUCUGUAAAAGCUAUCCCAAAGAGUUGAUUGCAGCAAUUGCCUAAUGGAAUGAAUGAUGAAAUGACCAAACAAAUGAAUGUGCUUA